GAAAAAUUUAAACGGGGACGAGUACGUGCGCGUACUCGUAUUCUUUGUGUGGCAACGUAGAGAAGCGCCAAAAGAGUGACCAUGGCUGAUGAAAAACCAAAGGAGGCUGUCAAGACAGAAAACAACGAACACAUAAACUUGAAGGUGGCAGGUCAGGAUGGAUCUGUAGUGCAGUUCAAGAUUAAAAGACACACACCGCUCAUCAAGCUCAUGAAGGCCUACUGUGAGAGACAGGGACUGUCGAUGAGGCAAAUCAGGUUCAGAUUUGAUGGACAACCGAUAAAUGAGACAGACACACCAGCACAGUUGGAAAUGGAAGAUGAAGAUACAAUUGAUGUGUUUCAGCAACAGACGGGAGGUCUGAUUUAAUCAACCACAUGCGCCACCAUUCUCCUCCUCAACACAACCAACCUUCCCGGCCUGUGAUACACAGCAGCUGCUUCUUUGCGACUUGUCCUAUUUUCUCGACAAAAUUCCACUCAGAAGAAGUUGUCAUUUCUCUGCCACACAUAACUGCUGUAUGGUAUUUUCAUUCUUGCCCAUGUUUCCUUUCUGUAUUUGUACAUAAACCACAUCGAAGUCACCCUGAGUUCAGGAUUUGUUUGUUCAUGUAUUGUGGUUAUUAUUAAGGACUUCCCUUCCCAAUUUGAAGGGCUUGUUUCUAAGGUUGCAGACAGAUAGGACGGGUGAUGGAGUGAGAAUUAAUAAAACUGACUUUACUGGUCAAAUGUUGUUGGGCUAGGCUUGAUGAGUGCCCAGUAAAUCUGUUCUUAAAGUGUACUAUUUUGGGAGUGGUUAUCACUUAAUGAAUGGUAAAGUCCAGUUUGGGAAUGGGGCUGGAUUGUCAUUUGGUUUCUGUCCUCUUCAGAAAAAAUUAUUUGAUUUUAUACAUUUUUUUAUAUAGUAGCUGAUGUGUAGAGAAAUGUUUUGAUUAAUCAUUUGACUAGGCCAAGCUUCAAAUUUUGGGAAGCAUGAAAAGAUGUUUCAGUUAAACAAAACAAAACAUCUGUCUUGUCUAUUAAGAUGCCUGUUAAAAUAAAGCUAUUGUCUUUUUCCAA
This is a messenger RNA of Toxotes jaculatrix (banded archerfish), 1058 nucleotides long. Its product is annotated as small ubiquitin-related modifier 2-like. Gene Ontology annotation, biological process: protein sumoylation. Gene Ontology annotation, molecular function: ubiquitin-like protein ligase binding; protein tag activity. Lineage: Eukaryota; Metazoa; Chordata; Actinopteri; Toxotidae. Gene Ontology annotation, cellular component: nucleus. The record is from RefSeq and is a predicted model, not a curated record. The transcript is spliced from 4 exons. Bases 82 to 369 code for a protein of 95 amino acids.